AUGUCUGGAGGACCAGUACCAGUUUGGAAAAAGUAUACCACCCAAUCAAGAGGUAUUUGGGAAAAAUUUAGACAGAUUUUUGCAUUGGUUCCGAACAGAUCCAGUGGUAAUCCAAUAGUUGCAUUAUAUCGUAAGAAUCCACCUGGAAACAGAAUACAAGAAUCUAAGGAAUAUAAUGAGAAUUCAACAAUUCCAGCAUCCGAUGUAAGAGGAAAUCCAUACUUUAAAAGAGAUUUUAGAAGAAAUUUUCCACAAGUCCAUGCAUUUAAUCAGACAAAGAUAUCUGGAUUGUUACAAUUAGGUUCGGCCGAGAAACCAAGAAUAUCUAUUGGUGACAAAGGAACAAAAGAGUUAUCUAUCUUUAUUGAACCCUCUAGUGAGGUUAGUUUGGCAACGACUUUGACAAAUGUCCCUGAAAGUGUUGUCAGAGGAGAACUCUUAGGGGCUUCAGGAGAGCCUAUCGUGGCUCCAUCUUUAAAUAAAUUCCACUGGACUAUUUUGCAAGAGCCUCAACACGGUAUGUUUACUGAAAGCUAUCCGUGUCGUAUUUUCACCGAUGCUAAACCGGCUUCUCAGCAAUAG
Messenger RNA from Priceomyces carsonii, 582 nucleotides. RefSeq names its product Nuo2p (gene NUO2). The transcript has a single exon. Lineage: Eukaryota; Fungi; Ascomycota; Pichiomycetes; Serinales; Debaryomycetaceae. The record is from RefSeq and is a predicted model, not a curated record. Bases 1 to 582 code for a protein of 193 amino acids.